This is a messenger RNA of Vicia villosa (hairy vetch), 1062 nucleotides long. RefSeq lists its product as uncharacterized. Bases 1 to 1062 code for a protein of 353 amino acids. NCBI's taxonomy places the organism in Eukaryota, Viridiplantae, Streptophyta, Magnoliopsida, Fabales, Fabaceae. The transcript has 2 exons. The record is from RefSeq and is a predicted model, not a curated record.
AUGACCAAAGCCAAACGGCGCGUCGGCCGGCCGAAAUCCACGGCGGCGGCGCCCCAAGGAUCAGCGGAACAACUCAAGACUACAUCAGUGCCUACAUCAGUUCGUCCACCAGUCCCUACACCUGUUCCACCGGCAAAACCUCUGGGAGAUGCAACAAAGGGAAAGGAGACAAGUGCAUCAACAAAUGAAAUUCCCUCAGAGAAGAACGUGAAACCUUGGGUUGAAAUCAUCCAAGGGAACAGAAAUCUGAAUAGAGGAACGGCCGUAGAGUUUGUUACUCCACAACUCAUCAAUGGAGAGGAGAAGAUUAUUAUCGAGGAAAGCGAUGUUGCGGAUGAGUUGACCUAUUGGGAGAAUGCGGUGAUUCUCUUCGCUCUUGGGGAGACACUAUCUAUGCACGCGGUCAAGAACUUCAUGGAGAAGUCGUGGAAUUUUGUAACCUUACCAGAAUUGUACUUGAAUGAGGCUGGCUACUUCAUUGUGAGAUUCAAGAGCUAUGAAGAUCAUAACAAGGUUAUGGAGCAAGGUCCAUACUUCAUAUAUGGUAAACCUAUAUUUCUCAAAUAUUGGUCUAUUGACUUUGAACUGAAAGCUGACGAAUGCACAGCAAGGAAACUGCGUAUCUCCUAUGCUAAAGUGCUAGUAGAGGUUGAUAUCACAAGGCCCGUGAAGGAGACAGUUACAAUAAGAGACCACAGUGGGAACGAAUGGGAGCAAAAGAUAGAAUAUGAAUGGAGGCCUAAGUAUUGCCAGACAUGCUUGAAGAUCGGACAUGACUGUGCUACAAAAAAGACAAUAGGGCAGCCAAAACCUCAACAAAGAAUAUGGCAGAAGAAACCACCAGAUCCUGAGAACAAGGCUGUUGAAGGAAUUGGAGUUGAAGCACCAAAGAAAGAUAAUAGCCCCACAGAAGAAGACUGGACUCAGAUUGGCUCUAAUAGGAAUGAUAAGGCAAAGAAGAAAAUAAAUUUCACACCACCUGAGGAUUUAAUAGUUCAAAAUGUUUUCACACCCCUAGGGAUUGGAGUUAAUCUUGUAGGGGAAACAAGCAAUAGCAAAUGA